This is a messenger RNA of Dicentrarchus labrax (European seabass), 12183 nucleotides long. RefSeq names its product splicing factor proline/glutamine-rich (gene sfpq). Gene Ontology annotation, biological process: regulation of DNA-templated transcription. Lineage: Eukaryota; Metazoa; Chordata; Actinopteri; Moronidae. The transcript is spliced from 12 exons. Bases 118 to 2034 code for a protein of 638 amino acids. Gene Ontology annotation, molecular function: RNA binding. The record is from RefSeq and is a predicted model, not a curated record. Gene Ontology annotation, cellular component: nucleus.
CGACGCUCGGUCGCCAUUUUGAGGAUCUCGACCUGCAGACGCCGGUUGGAGGCCGUUGUUACGCAGCACAUCUCUAACGUUUUAAGUAUUUUUAAGUUUUCGCUGAUUUACGGAUCAAUGUCUCGAUUUAAUCACAAUCGCGGCGGCCUGGGGAUGAAUAACUUCCAGCCACGCAGAGGCGGCGGCGGUGGGCCCGGCGGCCCGAUGCGGGGUGGGCUAAUGGGAAACCCGAAUUUCAGGAACCAUCCUUUCCAGAAUCAGAACCACAACCGGAGGGGAGGGAACAAUAACUUCAACAGGCCGCCGAACCAGGGCCCGCAUAUGACGCCACAGAAGCCGCAACAGAACCAGUCGCUGCCCAUCAUCCCUCCACCGAGCCCCGGCCCGGCUCUCACCAUGAAAGGCCCGAUGCAGCAGCAGCAGAAACCGGCGCCGCCACCGGAGGAGCCGCGGAAACCGGCGACCCCGACGCCCCAGCCCAAGAUCCAGUCCCCGCCGCCGAAACCCAGCAUCACGUCCCCUCCGGCCAACCAGGCGAACAAGAACCAGAACCAGAGCCCGCAGCUGAAGUCGCCGGUUGGGAAUGCUAACGGGCAGAAGCAGCCUCCACACCCGAGCCCGAAGUCUGGGCCGCAGCAAGCCCAGAAGAGCGGCCCUCCGCCCGGCCAGAGGAGCGGCCCUCCGCCCGGCCAGAGGACCGGACCCCCGCCGAUGAAGUCCAAACAAGACCGGGAGGAGAUGAGUGCCACAGACGGCGGCGCACAGUCACACGGGAACGAGUCAAAGGAGUUCAGGGCAACGCUGUCCAUGCUGCUGAAACCCGGCGAGAAGACAUACACGCAGCGGUGUCGUCUGUUCAUCGGUAACCUGCCCAACGACAUCACAGAGGAAGAUUUCAAGAAGCUGUUCGCAAAGUAUGGAGAGCCCAGCGAGGUCUUCAUCAACAAAAGCAAAGGCUUUGGUUUCAUCCGAUUGGAGUCGCGUGCACUUGCAGAAAUAGCAAAAGCAGAGCUGGACGACACACCAAUGAAAGGCAGACCCCUACGUGUCCGAUUUGCUACACACUCUGCGGCUUUGUCUAUAAAGAAUCUGUCUCCGUUUGUCUCCAAUGAGCUCCUGGAAGAAGCUUUCUCACAGUUUGGAAUGGUUGAGAGGGCCAUCGUCAUUGUAGAUGACCGUGGGCGCUCCACAGGCAGGGGUAUUGUCGAGUUUGCUUCCAAACCCGCUGCCAGAAAGGCCCUGGAUCGUUGCAACGAGGGCGUCUUCCUUCUCACCACGUCACCCCGACCUGUUGUUGUCGAGCCUCUGGAGCAGUUUGAUGAUGAAGAUGGUCUUCCAGAGAAGCUGGCACAGAAGAAUCCCAGAUAUCAAGCAGAGCGAGAGGAACCUCCCCGUUUUGCUCGACCAGGCACUUUCGAAUUCGAGUACUCCAAACGCUGGAAAUCCCUGGAUGAAAUGGAGAAGCAGCAGAGGCAACAGGUGGAGAAGAACAUGCGCGAGGCCCGUGAGAAGCUUGAGAGCGAGAUGGAGGACGCGUACCACGAGCACCAGGCCAACCUGCUCAGACAAGAUCUUCUGAGGCGACAGGAGGAACUGCGGCGCAUGGAGGAGUUGCACAGUCAGGAAAUGCAAAAGAGGAAGGAGAUGCAGAUCAGACAAGAAGAAGAGCGUCGCAGGCGGGAGGAGGAGAUGAUUCGCAAGAGGGAGAUGGAAGAACAGAUGCGCCGCCAGCGGGAGGAGAACUACAGGAUGGGCAACUUCAUGGAUAGGGACAGGGAAAUGAGAAUGAACCCUGGGGGAGCUCUGAACAUGGGUGACUUGCCCUUUGGUGCAGCAAACCAGAAGUUCCCCAUGGGUGGACUGGGCUUUGAGGGACAGCCAGGAAUGGGACCAUCCGCCGGAGGCUUGAUGGGCAACGAAAUGCGCAACGAGCGCUUCGCCCAGGGUGGUCCUAGGGGAAUUGGUCCUGGUAACCCCGGGUAUGGCAGGGUCCGCGAGGAGUUUGAUGGUCCCACUAAGAAACCCCGUUUUUAAACGCUGCUCUUUGAUGCUCCCAGCAGCACCAUUUGUAUAAAUUAUCCAAAACAAACAUGCAUUUUCUUGUAUUUAAGUUUAAAUUGUUGCUACAUUUUAGCCAGACAAUUUGCUCCUUUUAUGACAAAGUCAAUAUUUUCAUUUUUUAUUUUGUAUUGUCAGUAGUAUGGAAAGAUGAGUCACAUUCGUGUGGUCGUUAGUUCUUUCUGACCCAUGUAUAAUUUUUCUUUUCUAGAUGUAUUAUCCUCUGUGAGUCGCCGUGAAGUGAUAAUUGUAACAUUUUUCUCAACUUUCUAUGGCUGUGUUUUGUGCCAUACAUUUGGAGUCAAAGCAUGUAUUAUAAUAAAGAUACAUUGGUUCUAUCAGGACAAACCUUUAACAUUUAUUCCUAAACGUUGAAACGUACAUUGCGUUCACAAAGCAACCAAAUCCCAACAAUUGGUUGUUUGCACUUAUGAAAUAAUGUGGACAAAUCUGCCACAUUAGGUCUUAAAGGGUCUAUGUGUUAUCUCUGCUACAGUCCUGACUUCUUUGUUCCGCAAUGCGUGCAACACAAUCUACGUAACACAAUGUGUGAACCCGUCUGAAGCCAAAAACAUCCUCCUUUAACUUCCUGAAACCCGUCACAACUGGCAUUCUUCAUAGAAAUACUACGUCGGAGUUAAAAAUAUACUUAGUUUUGGGACAUGACCUGAUUAUGAUUGUGCUCUUCAGGUGACUUGUAUUUAUAAUACUCCAGUUUGGACUCCACAAUCACUGCUUUGUGGAACAGUCGGUCUCUUUUUUUUUUUCAAACAUUAAAAUAUUAACUGUGUUUCAGACUUAAGUGGGUUCACUGAGAGGUUUCCCUCAGUGACUCUGCUUUUACAGUCCUGCUUCAGGAGAGCAGAAAUACGACACAUAGAACCUUUAAGAGAGCCUGUGGUGUAUAGUGUGUAGUUGUGGAUAGCAUUGCGAACACAUUCUGCUCAUAAAUCACAUACUCAGGCUGUCACUGACACAGUCCACGUUGGUGUGUCUUGUGUGCAUGUUUGGGGGUCUGGGGUUAUUGACUACGUUUACAUGCAGACGAUUGUAUGUAUUAAUAAAGAUCACUGCACUCACAUCGUAAAUGGAUAGAUGUCCUAAAACCUGCACUUCCAAUUAGUGUUUCCAGCUGAAUUAUUUUUUUAACUGAGAUCUCAUCCAUUUUUAGAGAAACGACCCAGUUUGCUGCCGUGCUGCAUUAUGCUUUUCAUACCACGGGUAUUUGUCUUAAUGAUCUGUUAUCAGACAUUAUUGAGCUUGUAGUCUCCGUUAUGCUUUUGGCAGUGAGAUCAAUAUAUAAGACACAAGGUGCAGAAGUGCUUUUAGUGUGUAGGGUAUUUAAGUGUAAUGGCACAAAUAGAAGGCCGAUAACCUCAUUUCCUCUAAGUGGCUACAGUCACAUGUUAUCCGUAUCUUUUUUUAGUUGAGUUACACAGAUUAUCCUUUUACAAACCUGCAUGUAAACGUAGUCCCGUUCAGUUCAGGACUAUAUUUUUGGGUUCAACAGAGUUCAGAGUUUAAGUGUGUGUAUAAGGAACACAAAAGGAAGGAAGUCUUUUAUUGAAGUAACUUCAUCUGAGUCGAAUGUCCGUACCAUAGUUAGACUAUUUGUUGGCAUGAGUAAAUCUGCCUUUGCAUGACUGGCAAGGGAUGCUCAGUUGGUCUUAAGUAACAUUAGGUAACAUGCAUUCUGCUCAGUUUUAAAGGCAUGAUAACUACUAGAAACUAAAGCAAAUGAAAACAUGAAUCAUACACAUUUAAUAACAAAAGAGAAAAUUAAGAAUGUCAGUGACCAAUUCUUUUCAGUUCUUGAUUUGAAUAUAUAUUCACUUAAUUUAAAAAUAUUUAUGCUUUUUAUGAUUUUGUUGUUUUUAUAGAGCUGUAUGACACUAGUGUGACCUAAGAGUCAGCAAACAAAGCCAAUGAUGGAUUUAGAAAACUGAUAUAAAUCCUAAACUUGCACAACUUGUACUUCACUGACAGCUUUUAUUGUGUGGGGCCUGUAACACAAGAAAUCCAGAGUUUCAGUUCUCUGCCCUGACCUUCAUGUAUAAGAUUGCUCUGGCUCGUACUGCAGUGGAAUAUAUGGUCCGUAUCUGCUGCAUCUUUCCUACUUUUUUUGUUACAGACAAAACAUCCUAACUCUCCAGCUUGUGAACUCACUUUUGCAUCUUGUUAUUCAACCGAAGGAAGACCGCUACGUGUUAUUGGUUUAAUAAUCUGAUAGUUUCACACUGUGAAUUCCAAUUUAAUUUAUAUUGUUGGACAGAUACAUUAUUUGGCUGUUUUUUUUACCACCAGUCACAUGGCUGAAAGAAGUUCUCUCAGCAUGCUUUGUAGUUAAACUGUUGGUAACGGACGAGCACCACAGUGCUUUCGUUUUAUUUACAACAUAUCUGGAUUCUGCCCAUUGAUCAACCCCUUCUGCAUUUCAGGAGACAUUUUAAGCUGUAGUUGCAUUAAUGUCAUCUGUGGCAAUACUACAAGACACAAGAGCUCACAAACAAACGGUGGUAAAACAUUUAACAACCUAACCCUUAAAAUGGGAAAAAAUCAAAAGCAUAAUGUUGGGCAUUAAUCACCUUGAAAUUAUAGAACUGCUUCAUCUGUGUUUUGUAUUUAGAUGGUGAACUAUUCUUUUGUUGGAUCACAGAUUGUAACUAAACUCUGUAAACUAACAAAAUGCUAUAUAAAGGAACUGUAUUACAAGGACUAAUAUUUUAAUAAUUACCAUAUGAAAGAGAAAUCAAAUCCACAUUUUACCCCUGCUGCCUACUCUGGCUGCUCCCCAUCAAUCAUGUCAGUACCUGCUUUGUGGUAUUUGGACAUCAAAUGGACACUCAGGGUUGUAUGGUAGGAGGAGGUGGGCUAUGAAAGUGAGUGUAAGUAUUCUUGCUUUAAUUACAACUCAUAUAACAAGUAUAAUGUUACUGCGUUUUUGUCAUGGAAAUGGAGAACAUGCUGGCCCUCUGUUUAUUUUUCCUGGCACUAGCUUGACUCUGACAUUCUGUGGAUCAUUGAAGGUAUAUUUUAUAUUACGAGUAGUUAACACAAGAGUCCUUAACAGUGCAGCUUUGGAUACUACUUUUAUAAUACUUACAUUUUCAAGAUGAAUAAGAACAAUAAUUAUCUUCCUGCCUGACCUUUACAGUCACUUGUAUAGUGCUCUUUUAUUGACAGCAAGUGUCUGUCCACUGGGACAACAUUGGGACCUGUAAUUGGAUGUCUACAAUGCAUCCUAUGGUAGUUCUUUGGCUAUUUAACAAAUUAAAAGUCUGCCAAAACGUCAGUGUAUGUAACCUUUUGUAGCAUUGCUCUUGUGCACAGUAUGAUGAUGCACCCUGCACUGAAAAUAAGAAUUUGUCCUUUUGGUUAUUAAAAAGUAUCCCAAGACAAUCUUCCCUCCUUCGUGUGGCAUCUGGGGAACUCCUGUAAAAAAAACACAUCUGAAAUCACUGCAAAACAGAGGACGACAGAAUAUUUGGAUGAACUUGGUAAUGGCGUUGGAUAUCCUGGAGUGUUCAUCUGCAAUGUUACGUGUGUUUGUGUUUUGUAAAUCUUUUCUUUGACAGGUUUGACCAGCUUUAAAAGAUUGACUGGAGGAAUUUGUGGCUGUAUAGCGUGGACUCAGGAAUGUUUUAGCAAAGAAACUCUAACCCCCUGGACUUGUGCAAACAACGUUAGUAAGAUUCACAACAUAUAUAGGAUUAAAACAAGGACGCUGACUGUAGCCUACACAUAUGCUUUUGAGUCAGUGUCGUAUAGACCUGCCUCGUCAUUCCUCGUGCAUGAAACCGUUUCUAACCUUGUAAAUAAAACUACAUGGGUAAAACCCAAACAUAACUAACUCUUAAUGUUGCAACUUAAUGUAUUUUUCAAAACCUUUUCAGAUAAUUUGCUGUUAAAGAAAUGCAGAUCCCUAAAUUUUAUGAAAAAAUGUCACUUCAGAUGUGAGAACUGUGGGAACCUUUUUACUGAAGGUGAUUGGCAAUUACCGGUAUUCUGCUGUCAUUAAUUUGACAAUUCGUUGGAGACCUGCUGUAGUUAUAUAACCUGUUGUGGGAAUGGAAGAAGAGACACUUUUGUAGUCCAAGAACACCAGAUAGGUGUUGGUUGGUUAAAUCAUAAAUGUAUUAGAGCUCCAGUUCAGUCUGGAACCAGUUUACAACCGUUGUUUGUAGAUCAAUGCUGGUGUAUUUGUUUUUCAGAUCACAGCCUAAAACUAAAUAUUCAUGCAACAUUAGACCAGCUCUUAGCUGCUGUUUAUUUACUUGGUAAAAUCUUGAAUCUCACUGAAAUCGUAGUUUAUAAUAAAAGUCAGAGUAAAAAAUAUACAUAAGCUUAAGUUUUUGAUGCUUUAUUCCUUCAUCUUUUCUUUUCUUUAUCAAGAGAAUUUAGCACAACAAAAACCUUUGGAUUUGUGAUGUAGGGCUUUGUUGUAAAUAGACUGUUCAGUGUCUGACUGCAAUGAACAGAUGUUUAACUGGAUUAAAAUGUGACCUGGAAGAGAUUUUUUGUCUAAUAGCGAUUGGGGGAAAAAAACUAGCGGGAGAAAAGGCAAAAUUCAAAAUGCCGCUGAUACUUUGGAGUCGGUAAGACAAUUAAAUAUUAUUUAAAAGUGCUAACAAAUCUUAAAAUUACUAAUAUAAAUGUAAUUUUGUUUACAGGAAGUUUAUGUUAAAUUAAAUAUGAAUAUAUAAAGUGUUAGGUUUAUUAGGUUUAUUUAGCACUUUGCUAGUCAAACACUAUUUGAGUAGUUUUCCACACAGCAUCUGAACCUCCUGCGAAAUAGUACAAAUUCUCAUUGACUUGACCCAAGUGUAAACUUUAAAACUUGUAAUGUUAUGUCUGUGUGUUGGUGUUGUGUACAAUUUGUUUUUCUUUAACAGGUUUGACCAUCUUUAAAGGUGUUGGACUAUGAGAAGGAACUUUCCAAACCAAGAAAUUCAAAGUCUGUAGCUUCUGUUGGAGUGGUUUUGUUAAUGAAAAGCUGUCUCUCGAGGACCAAAUAGCACCUGUUUUUGGAAAGAUUUCUUAUUAUUGAUCAUGAUAGAUUGGUGGCUCUAUAGCUUGGACUGUUGUUCAGGUGGAAGUUACUUCUUCCACGUACACAAGAUUUAACUGACUGUGCCAAGAAACACACAACUGCACUUUUAUAGACUUAUUUUGACUUUGCGUUAUUGGAGUAAAAUGGAAAUCAAAGCUUUGACACGUACACAUUUUAAGAGUAAGUUCAUAGUCAAGAUUUGUUAAAGGGUGGCACCAAGCACAUCUAACAGACUACCUAUGCAGUAGCUGUGUAAUAGAUGUUUGAACCAGGGACGUCUCCUAUGGCCAAAACAUUUUAAUCAAAUCUUUGAAGCUUAAAAAGAUGUUCUUUGUCAGGAUUUAUUUACAGGUGGCACCAAACACACAACAAUCAACUAUAUUAGACGUUCAGAACAUGGAUUUCCCUUAUUGCAGCACAUUUUCAGUCUGUUAUUAGAGUAAAAAAAUGAAAUCAAAAAGGUGCUUUUUGUCGGGACUCGUUUAAAGAAGGCAUUUAACAGAACAUAGUCACUAUAUUAGAAUGUCCCUUUUUAUUACUAACACAUUUGACAGCAUCAGAGGAGUAAAAAUAUAAGCUCAUAUCAAAGCUUUUGACACAUAGUUCAUAGUCAAGAGGCUGUAAAGUAACUAUAUUACAGGGGCGUCACCUUUUGCAGCACAUUUUUUGUUGAGUAAAAGCUGAAACCAAGUUUACAUUCUUAAGGAGAAGUUUUGAUUUGUUUAAGGCCUCCUGGCUUUUAACCCCCCGCACUGCACCUCGAUCCAUAAUUGUUCUCUCUUUGUGAAAAAACCCCUUUAACCCUAAAAGCUGAUACUGCUCUAGUAGACCUGACCAACCUCCUAUACACCAACCUACCUGAGGCAGGAAGUCCCAUGCACCUUGCGGUUGAAGAGAGGAUGGCGUGUUGUGCCUGUGUGGUUGUGUGUAUGUUUUCAUGUCUUUGGGUAAAUGAGAGGUGCGUUAGCUGCUGUCAGCCAGCUUGUCAAAGACAGGCUGCCCCAGUCCACAGUAGAGGCUCUUCUCUGCAGUUGGGUUACAUUGACGAUGAGUAGUUCUGCAGAAGUCAGUGGACAGUAAAGCCUGGACUUGUUUGCACUGCAGCCAGAGGUAUGCUUACACAGAUCAGCUGAACAAGUAAGGUAAGUGUCCCAUCCAUGUUUAUAAUACAAGAUGCACAGUUGUCCCAUAACUUGACUCUUCUCUCUGUCCUCUCUUUAUACCACGUCACUGCUCACAGUGACGUUUACAGGGCUUCUGGCAUCACACUUACAAAGAAUGGCAUCACAGUGCAGAUCUCUGUUCUUCAACCUUUUUUGUGUGUGGAUGUGGCAAAGCAUUACAGCCCCGUGCAGUGUGUGUGUGUGUGUGGUUGUAGUACUUUUUUGGCUUCUCUGUAUGUAUGCAUGAAAGGAAUUAUGUAUGGACGGCUGAGUCACUGGUUCAACACUACAGUUUCUAACCACGGACGUGUGGAACAAAGUGCAGAAGUUUUUUGGGAACACUUAAGGUCAAGAGAAGGGUCUCCCGUUUUUAGUUUCUGGCAAAUGUUAAACUUAAAGCAUUUAAUUCUUGUACAACUGUACAUGGCAUUUGUUUUUUGUUUGUAAACCGUAUUUAAAAUGUAAUUAGCAAUCAAAACAGGCAGGUUGUGUGCAACAAUGAACAGAAAAAAACUAUCCAAGCCCAACUCGUGGGAUGGCGUCUUCCAUUGUAAUGCUUUAAAGGAGUUUUUCGGGCUAGUGUUGACUUUGUGCUUUGCCUCUUUUAUACCUGUAACAGCUUUGGUUUGGUGCCUUUUUAAAAAAUAAUGUUGGGUAGCUUUUUGCCCUUCCAGAAACAAUAGCACAUCUAGCAAAUAGUCAAUCCGUUGUCUCAUGAUUUUUAAGUACAGUAGUCCCAGUGUGGAUCACUGAAACAUGGUAAAAAAUUAAAAUCAUUCAAACUAUUUAAUUGUUUGUUUUUUAGCACUUUGAGUUGUUAAAGGCAUACUAUGCAGUUUUCCGUUUUUGUCAAACAGCUACCCCUAGAGUCGCUGCCGAGUACUUGUAUUUAACGUUAACUGUUGUAAAUACCACUCACCAGAGCCGUCUCUAUAUACCCCUCCCCCCUGUAUACCUGUUCAUGUUCAGUAGGAUGGAAGCGUCGGACAUCGAACAGGCAAAGAUAGACUCCGAAGAUGUCUACUGACCAGGUAACGUCUGAGUGAAUGCCUACUAGUGUCUUCCAUUGAGGCUACUUCUUAUGUCGCUGAUGUAUGUGACCUCACGCCGUAAAGCAAUUCGUGAUUCUCGCGAGAUUUGGCGGGGCGCCACCUUUCAGACUUGCAUUGCUGGUUUUGCCAGCGGCGUCCCUCUCCUGCUCUGCUAUCAGGAUGAUUCGCUGUACUACGAGUUCGUUUACCAUCUAAAUGACUUCGAAGCUGUUAUACUAAGGUACAAAUCUUGCAUAGUGUGCCUUUAAGCACUGACAGAACUCCAUCUGUCUCCACUCUGGACUCCCUCUUGUCUCUGGCUGCGAAAUGUCUCUAAACCUAUGAAUGUUAAUUUUUGUGGUGUUGGGUUGGGAUGUCUUUGCAGUUAUGAAGUGAAACGUCUCACACUGCUCGGGUUGCUCUGGGUGGGAUUGUACAAAAUCAAAAUCCCUGUCAGACAUCCUGUUUUGUUUUUUUUUUAAAUCCAAUGCUCAAUGCAGUUUGCCUGAAUUUACACCAAAACCUUUGUGAGUGUGUGUGUGUGUGUGUGUGUGUGUGUGUGUGUGUGUGUGUGUGUGUGUAGAUGAGGAUUGGUGGUUUUGUUCUUUUCUUUCUCUUUUAAAAAUACAAAUAUUUAAUGUGAAUUUAUGACCAACUUCCUGAGCUCAUGUUAAGCUGUUUCUUUUCACUUUCUGUUCAUCCUGUCUGUUGAAGAAAGGGCUGUGAACUUUGGAUUCACUAUAUCACCUGAAGUGUCUACACUUUAAUUACACCAGUGUAUUAUUUACAACAAGAGUUUUGUAUCGGGAGAAAACACAAAUCCGAUGAAACGGGUGUCUGUUGGUGUUAAGAAUACAACAUGAAGUACUUAAAAACCUUUUAGUAUAUGAACUUUCAUCAAAAACCAUAAUUUCAUAGUCAAAUAAAAACAGGUCGCACAUAUAGUGUGUGUGUGUGUGUGUGGAGACAUACACUAUACUAGGAUAUCACAUAUUUGAUGCUCAUCAUGAUUAAAGCUCGGCUCAGAACUCAAAGAAAAAAAGCAAGUGUGGGAGAAUCAUCAUGUUUUCUUCUUUAUCAGAAUAAUCCAGUGAUAUUUAUUUCUACAUUAACGGAAACAUUGAAUACAGGAACUGCUAAUGGCUAAAUGAGCUUACUUUUAAUGCUAAUUUAAGGGAUGAAUUUGCAGUCUGCAGCAUAACUCUCUAAAUUCGUGGCAACAUAUUUCCUAUUUACAUCCCUCAGAGCAUUAUGGGAACUGUAGUUCCAAACCUGAUUAUUUCCCCAAAGAAUAACAGGAGCAAACAUUAAUAUUUUGUACAUAUUUUGUUGCACUCUGUAUAGUUUUUGACGGUGUAACAUGGCGAUGUGCUACAACAGUGCGGCUGUAUCCGGCAGCAAACUAAAUAAUGGUUGUUGGUUUGGGACUGAAGUGGUCUGUAGGGCAGACAAACAUACCAGACACAGCAAAACACAUAUAUAACUUAGAGCUGCUGGUUAUUUCACAUCCUGUUUGUGAGGAGGAAAAGGAAAACGCAGAGACAAGUAGUUCUUCUCUGAGAAUAAACAUUUGCAGUAGUGCUCGACUCUAUUGCUUUCUUUUCCUUUCCUAUCUCCUCUCAGUACCUCACUCUACUCAUAUGUUGUCAUUCUUCCUGUUGAACUUGAAAUGCCCUGUCAUACCAGUGACCAGCCAGCCAUUUUGUAAAGGGGAAAAAAAAAAAGUACAGUACAUCACGACUGUGGCAUUUUCCUUUCGUUUCUUGUGCGUAGGAGUUGUCUUGUAGCUGCAAAGGAAACCGUGGUGCUACCUGGAGUUUAUGGUUCUCACGAGCUCGGGUGAGCCUUGAUCAAGAGGGAACUACACUGUGUUACUGCCAAUGCCAUGAAUCAAGCCCUGGAGGCUGUCAAUAUGUAUCUCUCUGCACUGUGAUCCAUUUUCUAACGAAGUCCUCAGUCCUGAUUGGCCCAAAAAAUCUUGUCUGUGUCCUGAGUGUGAUGCCAGAAUAACCCUUUUGGCCUCUAAUGGCCUCGUCUAAAAGGGCACCGCCCCAAAGUCUGCAAGACUGACCUUUUUAAUAUGACUGUACAAGGUUAUGGUGCAGCUCCCAGCUGUGUUUUAAGGUUUUGCAGUAACACCCCAGAUGUGUCAGUACGAAGUCCAGCUUCACAUGGCUUUGUAACAGAAUUACCUUCCCUGAGGAUUGCAACAGAUUUGAACGUGUUGUCAUGAAUUUCAUCUCGUUCCCUCUGCAGUUUGUAAACAAAUGAUUCUACUUCAGGGUGCAGGGCGCUCUAUUUAUUUACCUGUGAUGCAUGUUCACAUUAUAACACCAUAACCUGUAUUUUACACAUUAAAACAUGUUUGUUUUUUUCUUUUGGAUCCACACACGUCACUGCGCACACACACACAAACACACACACAACACAGAAAACACACGUACUCUCAUACACAGGCUGUCAUUUUGUCUUUUUUUAAAAGGGUGGCAACUUCAAAAUAGUCUUGGCAUAUAAAACAAACAGAAACAUAAUGGUAGAAACCUGCUGACCAGUUCACUGCCAGGCUCUCAUUGUUUGUCUCUCGCCACAGGAGCCUCGACCUGUCGAAGGAGGCUGAGAAUCCGUGACGUUAAACCGUGGUAAAAUGAAGACUGAUGUCUGAUAAAAUGCCAGAGCUGCAGGGAGACCCAGCAACUGCACUGUGGUGAUGCCAGGAUGACUUCCAUCUGUUAUCUGCUCCGUUGUUGCAGAGCUGCAGGUGGUGAAGCAGAUGCAGUACCAGGAGACAUCCAGCAGAGGACAAGCAGGCCGCAGUCCAGAGAAGGGAUGCACUGUUUGUUGUUUUUUAAAUAAUUAAUAAUAAUAAAUAAUAUAAACCUAA